CCCUGCACUCCCGCCUCGCCUGUGUCCAGUGCUCGGCCACGCGUUUUCCAAGCGUCUCCACCCUCCAACCCUGAGCCGCCCCCCACCCCGUUGCUCCCUGCAGGGCGCACUCUCCCUGAUUCUGAAAGCUGGAAAACGAAAUUGAAACCUAAUGGGCCUCUGAAUCAGCGUCCAGUCUAUGAACCGGGACCAGACAAAGUCUUACACAGGAGGAGUGGGUGGAGCAUAAAACGUUCUGGCAGUGAUUCGAGCAGGCAGCUGCCCCAUCUCCCCACACAAUGGCACCCACCUUCUACCACUUUGCCCCCGCGUUGGACCUGGAGAUGCAGAACUUGGAGAUGAGGAAGCUGCGGUGCUGGCAGUACCUGGCAGUGAUUCUGGGGGUUCUGCUGCUCUUCCUGCUCUUUCCCCUGGGCUAUCUCUGCUACACUGUCAGCCAUCCAGCCUACCUGGAUGACCUCCGCGCCCAUAAGUUGUGUCACAACACUACAAGCCUCCUGGAGCAGCAGCUGGACCAGACCCGGAGGGAACUUGGGGAUGCCCAGAAGCAGGUGGCAUCCUACAACCAGACGGUGGUGACCUUGAUGGAGUCCCUAGAGAUGAAGGAGAAAGAACAUCACCGGAAGAUGCAGGAGAAAGAGGAGCAGCAUCAACGGGAGAUUCAGGCAUUGAAACAGCAGCUGCAGGAGGCGCUGAAGAAGCCGGCCCCCCCAAAGUCUGACCCUGCCAGAGAGAACAAGUCCCAGGGUGAGUUGAACUCCGGCAGCUGCCAAGUCAGCCUCAACACCUGGGUGCUCCCAGGGCUGCUCCUGCUCUGGGCUCUGAGAUUCCUGUGACCUCGCUCCAGGGAGUCAGCUGGCCACAGUCUGGACUGGUCCAGGUCCUGCUCGGCUUCCGACCCUCUUCGUGGGACAAGGGGGUGCGCAAAGCAGUACGGCUGGGGGAGGGGAAGGGCAGCAGUGAGGAUGGUACCUGGGCCACUCGGGCGGGACGGGCACGUGUGCUUCUUGCUGUCACAAUCAAUAGAGAGUUUGGUUCUGGA
Sorex fumeus (smoky shrew) is the source of this 1042-nucleotide messenger RNA. RefSeq names its product bone marrow stromal antigen 2-like. The transcript has 6 exons. The record is from RefSeq and is a predicted model, not a curated record. Lineage: Eukaryota; Metazoa; Chordata; Mammalia; Eulipotyphla; Soricidae. The coding region runs from base 279 to 836 and encodes 185 amino acids. Gene Ontology annotation, cellular component: cell surface; Golgi apparatus. Gene Ontology annotation, biological process: innate immune response; defense response to virus. Gene Ontology annotation, molecular function: metalloendopeptidase inhibitor activity.